Molecule: messenger RNA, 4584 nt
Organism: Closterium sp. Yama58-4
Lineage: Eukaryota; Viridiplantae; Streptophyta; Zygnematophyceae; Desmidiales; Closteriaceae
Source: the annotation of a GenBank genome assembly
AUGCAUGCUAUUCGCGCCUCUAGGCGCAACAGAACAAGCAACUCGAUUCCAACUUUUGUGCUGGUUACUACUCUUCUGGCGCUUGCUGCGUUUCACGGUCGAGCAAACGGCGCAAACACCAGCAACAGCAGCAGCAGCAGCAACAGCAGCAGCAGUGGAGAGGGAGGGCUUGGAGGGGUGGUGUGGGAGUUGGCGGAAGGGCGCGUUGUGAGUCCUACUUUCACCAAGACCAGGACGACAGAGAACAGCGAUUGGCUCGCCAACCUGCAAGCCGGACUGUUCAUCAACUGCGGAGGCCCCAAUGUGACAACCCUCUGGUUUGCUGACACCACCGCCGUCACUUGGACCUCCGAUGCCCCUCUCAUGACCCUCGGCGCGCCCUUCACUAUCACUCCUGCCGCUGGUAGCAGCAGCAACAGCAGCAGUGGCAACAGCAGCAGCAGCAGCAGCAGCAGCUCAAUGCCCCUGUUUGGCAUACCGCCGUUGGCAGGCAUUGCAGGAGCGCGAGGGAACGGGAGUAGUGCAGCAGGGAUUGGUACCACGGGAAUGAUCAACAGCUCGUUUGUUGAGGUGAUCUCUGUUACUAGCACUGCCAACAGCACUGCCAACAACACUGCCAACAGCACUGCCAACAGCACUGCCAACAGCACUGCCAACAGCACUGCCAUCAGCACUGCCAACAGCACUGCCAACACCACUGCCAACAGCUCUGCCAACAACACUGCCAAUUUUUUCGCAAAUUUCCCGCCCCUCUUCUUCCAGAACAAGACCAAUAUCAAUCCACCCAAUGCCUCCAUCCCAAUCACACCUCCCUCAACCGAAGCCAAAACCCUCCUCACCUUCUCCGACCCCUCUCUAGCCCUCCUGGCGCCCAUAUUCGAGUCCGCCAGGGCCUUCAACGCGCGGGACGGGCUCACUCUCUGGUACUCCCUGCCCGUGCCUGAACCUGCCUAUUAUGUGGUGCGGCUGUACUUUGCAGAGCUGGUGAACAGAGUGCCGGGGGCAAGGCGGUUCAAUGUGAGCGUGGAGGGCACUGAGGUGCUGCCUGCGUUUGUUAUUGGGCAGCGGUUUCCUACUGUGGAUCGCACCCGUGCAGCUGCUGCUGCUGCUGCUGCUGGUGGUGCUGCUGCUGGUGGUGCUGCUGGUGGUGGUGCUGCUGGUGGUGGUGCUGCUGGUGGUGAUGGUGCUGGGCGGGGUGUUGGUGGUAACAGUGCGAGCAGGGUUAUUUCGACGGUCACCAACAGUGACUUUGUGAGCAUCGCCAGCAGCAGCAGUGCUUCUGCUGCCGGAAAUGGCAUCAACACCAUCGCCAAUACCGGCGCCAAUGUCAGCACCAAGAGUACCAACAAGAGCCGCAACAAAAGAGGCGCCAGCAGCAUCGCCAACGGCACCAACAGCAGCGCCAACAGCACCAUCACCAACAGCAAAAGCACCACUACCAGCAGCAACAGCACCACCAGCAGCAACAGCACCAGCACCAGCAGCAACAGCACCAGCACCAGCAACAGCACCAGCACCGGCAACAGCACCAGCACCAGUAGCAGCAGCAGCAGCAACGAGUGGGAGGGCGAUGUGGUGAGGGCUCAUGUGGUGGAGGUGUAUGUGCCGGUGACUGAUGGCUCUGUGGACGUGUUCUUCACCUCGGGGGACAUUGGCGACCCCAUCAUCUCCGCUAUUUCUGUGCUCCAGUGUCCACCGGGAAUGUACACCCUCACCGCACCGAACAGCACCGCUGUGCUUGCGUCCCUCUACCACAUCGGGGCGGGGUUGCCGCCCAGCACGUUCUUCCUGGACGCCAUUGGCCGCUCGUGGCUGCCUGACACGCCGUACCUUGCUGCCCCGUCGCCGGCCAACACAAUGAUCGUGGACAACGCCGUUAUGAACUACCGCGCGUUGUUCUCAGUGGAGACUACAGACAACGCCAACAUGCCACCAGAUGCCAUCUUCACAACCUGGAGGACGACAGUGAACGGGCACGAGACAGAGCCCCUGGCCAAGUUCAAGGCGCACACGCUGAAGUAUGUGUUCCCCGUGCCGCCCUCCACGCCCCUCGCCAUCUUCCUCGGCUUCCAAGACGGGCUCUUGGAUAUUCAGGGAGCUCGUUUCCUGCAAGUGUUUGUGGACGGCCAAUUGGCUGUGAAGCCCUUUGACUCGUUCGUUCCACCAGCCACCUACAUUGCCAAGGAUCUUCACGUCACCAGCAACGCCUCUGGUUUCCUCACUAUUGAGAUCGCCAAUGCCAAUUUCACCGGCUUCACAUGGGACGCGUUUGUGAAUUCAGUGGAGGUGUUUCAGGUGCUGCAGGGGGAGGAGGGGCGGGAGGAGGCGUUCAAGGCCACGGUGCAGGCUGCACAGCAGCAGCCCGAUGAAACUUUGGUCGUGCAGUCCGUCUGGCGGGGCAUCUUGCUGGGAGUGGUGUCAGCAGUCAUGGUGUUGGCUGUCGCCCUGGCAGUGCUGAUAGGCUUGAGAUGGCUCUAUGCGCGCAGAGCAGCAGCUGCAGCAGCUGAAGCCGAAAAGGAGAAACUCCUCGGCGCCCGACCCAACAGCCGCUUUAACCGCCGAGCCAACGCCACAGGCUCGGUGUCGUACAUGGGCAGCAGCUUCGGCGGGGGCAUGAACGGAAACAGCGGAGGGGGCGGUGGGGGCGGUGGCGGUGCAGGGAGCAUGGCGAUAUCCGCGUUUGGGGCGCACUGCUUCACGUGGGAGGAGAUGAGAGAGGCAACUAACGACUUUGCACCUGCUAAUGUCAUCGGCAAGGGAGGCUUCGGACAGGUGUUCCGGGGCCAGUUGGAGAGCGGGCACAUGGUGGCGGUGAAGCGGCUGGACGUGGGGUCGGACCAGGGCGAGAAGGAGUUCGUGACCGAGGUCGAGCUGCUCACGCGCCUGCACCACCACCACCGCCACCUCGUCUCGCUCAUCGGCUUCUGUGAGGAGGACGACCAGCGCCUCAUGCUCGUCUAUGAAUACGUGCCCAACGGGACCCUCAGGCAUGCUCUGCAUGAUGCUGACAAGGCUCGGGAAAUGACCUGGAACCUUCGCCUCAGGGUGGCCUUGGGAGCAGCCAGAGGAAUCGAGUACCUGCAUCGCGGCGCCCUGCCACCUGUCAUCCACCGCGACAUCAAGACGACCAACAUUCUGCUGGACUACCAGAUGAACGCCAAGGUGGCGGACUUUGGGCUGUCGCGCCUGGCACAGCAGGCUGUCAGCGGCACUCACCUGGACCUCAUCAGCACCAACGUCAAGGGCACCAUGGGCUACCUGGACCCGAACUACUACACGAAGCAGCAGCUGACGGAGAAGAGCGACGUGUACAGCUUCGGGGUCAUCCUGCUCGAACUCAUCUCCGGCAAGGUCCCCAUCUGGAUGGAGCCGCGCGCCCCGGCUGUCCCCCCCACUGUUGAUGGUGCUGCUGCUGGUGAUGGUGGCGAUGAUGCUUCUGGUGAAGCUGGGCCGUCAGAUGGUGGCGAUGAUGCUUCUGGUGAAGCUGGGCCGUCAGAUGGUGGCGGCGCUGCUGCUGGUGGUGCUGGUGGUAGUGCUGGUGGCGACGGUGGAGGAGGAGGAGCGGCUGAGGACAGACAGCUGCAUGACAUGGACAGUGACGAUGAUGAUGAGGAUGACGAUGGGGACCGGCUCAUGAACCUCGUGGAAUGGGCGUCCCCGCGCAUAGAGGCGGGGCGGGUGGACGUGGUGGCAGCGAGGGAGCUGCAGGAGGCGUCAGAGGCGGUGCUGCAGUCCAUGCAGGCCGUGGGGGAGCUGGCUCUCGCUUGCCUCGAGAUGCAGGCGCGCAAUCGCCCCACCAUGUCACAAGUCGUCCGGCAGCUCGAAGAAAUCCAGCUGGCACUCGCAGAAGAAGACGAGGACGCCGCCCAGAUGCACGCCCUCUCCACCGCCUCCUCCUCAGCGGCAGCAUCAGCCAACCUCGGGAACUCCCUGAUCGCAUCCGGCAUCCCUCCUCCUCUCCCUCUGCCCACUGUGGAUGAGGAUGCAUCAGCAGACUUCUCCCACCCCAGCGCCACCAGCAACAGCAAUGUUUCCGCUUCCAACCGUGCCUCGCCCCGCAUCUCCCCUCGUAGUCCCGGCAAUGGGGUUGAUGGUGCGGGUUCUGGUAGCUUCACCUCCCCACGCGGCCUCCACAAGGCAGAAGGGAGUGCUGCUGCUGCUGGUUUUGGUGCUGGUGCAAUGAAGUCUCCUCGUACUCUCAUCACCUCGCCUCGCUCCCCUACCCCGCUGAAUCGCACCUCCUCCCUCCCCUCGCCUUCGUCCUCCCAACCCCCCGCCCACUCCCCCAAAACGGCCCUCUCUCCCUCGUCCAAGCCUGCAGCCUGGGCCAAUCAGUGCUGGCCACGUGGCACAGGGAGCAGGCCCGGCAGCAGCAGUAGCAAGGGCAAGGAGAAGUGGUCUGGUGCUUCUGGAGAGAAUGGUGUGCAGGUGCAGGAGGGGGAGCGAAUGGAGGAGGGGGAGCGAAUGGAGGAGGUGGAGCUAGGGCAGGAGGGGGAGCAGGUGGAGAUUCAGAGCCCAUUGAUAGAGUCGGACCAGGCGCCGCUCAAAUCGGCCAAGUACCUCUCCAGUGGCCCCUUGCUGUAG